AUGGCGGUCGUCCGAAGCUGUCUGAAAGACACUAACUAUCCGAUGGCCAAUAGAGGACCGCCGCCCGCCUUUCCUGAUCUUCAGAUCGAUGCCGUGGACGACGACGCGGACUCGGCGCGGGAGGUAUCCACAUGCGUGCCCAGUUUGCUCAACGGUCUCGAUGCCGCCAUAACACCACUGCUGUCGACGACCCCGAUCCGGAUCACGUCCAUGGCGCUGUGGCAGGAGGAGGACUACGGCGUUCUCGCCGAUCGGGCGUGCUGGGCCAUGUUCGCCGUCACAGUAGUCGUCGUUGCGCUCCGUGUCUUUUGCAGAGCGUACUACGGCCGGGCGAGGGGCGGAGGACUCGGGCGGGACGACUACAUCACGCUCGGCUGUCUUGCCGUCUUUCUGGCAACAUGCAUCCUCAUCACGAUCGGCUCGAGUUAUGGACUCGGGAAGCAUUUCAAGGAUGUACCACCUGAGCACAUCAUCAUGGCGCUCAAGUACAACGUCAUCAUCAGCGCGGUCCUGAUCUGGACCUUCUCGUUGCCGAAAUUCGCCGUGGUCUCGACCCUUCAGCGCAUCCUGGAGCCCGGUAUCAAGACCACCGUGGCCUUCUGGGCUCUCGCGCUCUCGUCGCAGGCGUGCAUCCUGGCCACCUCUGUCUGGUGGUUCAAGCAAUGCGAUCCCGUCGAGCAUGGCUGGGACCGAAGCGUGCCGGGGAGUUGCGCGUCGGUUGAUAUUUUGGCCAACCUGGGAUACUUCACCUCGGCCUACUCGGCCUUUCUCGACUUGUUUUUCGCCGUAUACCCGAUUCCGUUCAUUAUGCGGCUCAACAUGCCGCUGAAGACGCGGAUCACGGUCGCCACGCUCCUGGGUCUCAGCUCGCUGGCCUGUGUUGUCUCGAUCUACAAACUGGCCAUUUUCGGCCAGGUUUUCCAGAUCCUGGCCGUCGAUCCCACCUACCCGGUGCCGUACCUUGAUAUCCUUGGCGUGGCGGAAGGGUGCAUUCUCAUGGUCUGCGCGUCGCUCCCAACGCUGGGGCCCCUGUAUCGCGCGGCCCGAGGCAGGCUCACGGACGGCAGCCAGGUCACGUCGCAGCGGACGGGAACGGGCCAGUUUGGCAACAGUCAAGGCUUGUCCCACGGCGGGAGUAGGAACUGGGAUAACGUUAGGGGCCACAAACUCGACUCGGACGUCGAAGCGUCAAGCCUGAACCUGCGCCCGAGCUUCGAUGCCAUCCCUCUCGUCUCCACAGCCAAGACGCACGGGGUCGCGGAUCCGGAAAGCAUGGGUAUCCACAAGACCAUGGAGGUGUCGGUCUCCUCCGAGACCUUGAAGGAGGACAGUCGCGGCCGACGUUCGCGCAGUAGCGUGUACGUUGUGUAGAAUCCUACCAGUUUCAUAAUAAUGCGUUACUAGUCUCUUCGGAAAAUCGUUA
Molecule: messenger RNA, 1423 nt
Organism: Chaetomium strumarium
Lineage: Eukaryota; Fungi; Ascomycota; Sordariomycetes; Sordariales; Chaetomiaceae
Exons: 4
Coding region: 1-1371 (456 amino acids)
Source: RefSeq, a predicted model, not a curated record